Synchiropus splendidus (mandarinfish) is the source of this 724-nucleotide messenger RNA. It is a transcript of the gene med29, whose product is annotated as mediator complex subunit 29. Gene Ontology annotation, cellular component: mediator complex. The record is from RefSeq and is a predicted model, not a curated record. Gene Ontology annotation, biological process: regulation of transcription by RNA polymerase II. The transcript is spliced from 4 exons. Gene Ontology annotation, molecular function: transcription factor binding; transcription coregulator activity. NCBI's taxonomy places the organism in Eukaryota, Metazoa, Chordata, Actinopteri, Syngnathiformes, Callionymidae. The coding region runs from base 39 to 527 and encodes 162 amino acids.
UGGCGGCGCAGCAGCAGCAGCAACAAGCCGCCGCCGGGAUGUCGCAGGCUGGACUCCAGCAGCAGCAGCAGCAGCAGCAGCUGAGUCAACAGCAAGACUUUGACCCGGUGCACAGGUUCAAGAUGCUCAUCCCUCAGCUGAAGGAAAGUCUGCAGAACCUCAUGAAGAUCGCGUCCAUGAACCUGGCUCACAACACCACUAUAGACAACGGGAACAAAAGCGACGACAACCCCGUGCAGCGAUUCGACAAGAGCCUGGAGGAGUUCUACGCUCUGUGUGAUCAGCUGGAGCUGUGUCUGAGGCUGGCCUACGAGUGUCUGUCCCAGAGCAUCGACAGCGCCAAGCACUCCCCCAACCUGGUGCCCACGGCCACCAAGCCGGACACGGUGCAGACCGAGUCCAUGUCCUACGCGCAGUACCUGGCCAUGAUCAAGUCCCAGAUCUCCUGCGCCAAGGACAUCCACAACGCCCUGCUGGAGUGCUCCAAGAAGAUCGCCGGCAAAGGACAGCCGCAGGGAAUCAUGUAGCCCUGCACAGCUCCGGCCGGAGCCUCGGACUCACGCUGCCGUGCUCGGCAGGGAAGAGCGUGGUUUGCGGACGUUCCACUCUGGACAAAACCGUCCUGAGGACAACUGCGGUCGAUGUCAGCGACAGCCAGCAGAGGGCGCCAGAGAAAACCUUUCUUCCUUUUUGCUCUUUUGUAUGGUAAUAAAUCCGUUUUGUA